This is a messenger RNA of Coffea arabica (coffee), 3316 nucleotides long. RefSeq names its product truncated FRIGIDA-like protein 1. NCBI's taxonomy places the organism in Eukaryota, Viridiplantae, Streptophyta, Magnoliopsida, Gentianales, Rubiaceae. The record is from RefSeq and is a predicted model, not a curated record.
UUUCCUCCAUUUGAUUGCAAUAUAUUCUUCACCCCUAUAAAAAUUCACUUUGUGAAAAAAAACAGAAAAGCGGGGGAAAAAAUGGCGACGGCGACCACCCAGAAAUCAAUCUCAAAGGAACUAGAACUGGUCGAUGGAAAAAAGGCCAAACUUAAAUCAGCAUUCGAAGAGCUUCAAGCCCAUUAUUCUGUCACCAAUCUCAAAUGGGAAGACUUAGAUUCGUACUUCACCUCCCUCCAGUCCCACCUCCUCCACAAGUUCUCCCGCCUCCAAUCCCAAAAACCCGACCCGAAACCCCUGUCCCACCCACAGCCCCAGCAGCCCAAACAGAAAGAAACUCCAGCCAAGGAUUUGUCGAACCCAGUUCCGGCUCGGGCUGAAUUGAAGUCUUUCUGUGAGAAUAUGGAUGGGUUAGGGUUGAGAAAUUAUAUACUCGACCGCCCCAGAGAACGGGCUGCUAUUCGGGUCGAAUUGGCGGACGCUUGGAAGUACGCGCCGGACCCAGCUAAAUUGGUUGUCGAUGCCAUGCAGGGGUUGGUUGCGGAUGAUUCGGGUUCGGGUACGAGUGUGGACUUGGGUGGGUUGAGGAGGGUGGGCGUGGUUUUGUUAGAGGAGUUGAUGAGGGCUAAAGUGGAGAUUAGGGACGGGGUUAAGGAGAAGGCGAAGGCGAUAGCGGCUGAGUGGAAGGGGAAAUUGGCUGCCGCCAGUAGUGGUAGUGGUAGUGGUGGUGAUGGUGGAGGUGAGGAGGAUGGAUUGGAAAAGUUGUGUUUUUUGCAUAUGUUGGCUGCAUUUGGGUUAGUGGAGAAUGAUGGUUUUGACUUGAAUGAGCUGGUUGAGUAUGCUGCUGUAAUCGCGAGGUAUCGACAGGUUGUGGAGUUGUGUCGUGCCCUUAAGUUUGGCGAUAAGAUUUCUGACAUAAUUCAGAAACUUAUUGGCGAGGGCAAACAUCUUUUGGCUGUUAAGUUCGUAUUCCAAUUUGAGAUGACGGACAGGUUCCCACCGGUGCCUUUGCUGAAAACCUAUGUAUUAGAUUCAAAGAAACUUGCUCAGAAAGUUCGCAAGGAUGGAAAGAGUUCUCGUCAAUCUUUAAAUGAGGCAGCUGCAAAAGAAAUUAGCUCGCUCAAAUCAGUCAUUAGAAUUAUUGAAGAUCACAAUUUGGAAUCUCAGUAUUCAAAGGACAUCCUUCUGAAGCGUGUUGAGAAGCUAGAAAAAGAAAGGACAAGUAAGAAGCGACCUGCACCUGUCCCUGCAGUCAAAGCUCAACAACAGAAGCCCAAUGUAGGUAAGCAGAGUAGGAAGAUUGGAGCUGCUGGCAGGUCUACAUUCCAAAAGAAUGUUGCUACCUAUCCAACUGUUCCAACAGUCCAACAACCUCAUAUGCAGAUGGCAGGUUUAUUGGCAGAUCCAUACCUCAGUACAUCUGCAGCAGCCUAUGGCUUGGCAGGCUCAACUCCUGCUGUUGCCCCAUAUGGAGGCACAUCUGCUGGCAUUUAUGGGUUGCCAGGGACCCAUAUAGACCCUUCUGUAGCCGGUCUAUACCCUUCUGAAACCUCCACGCGACCUAGUUACUAUGAUAGGUCAGUUGUUUAUGGUGGAUAUGGUUUCCCACCUCAGUACCAUCAAGCUUACUAUCCUCAGUAGUUUGCUUUUAUAGAUGGUCUCUUAAUUUCCCCUGAUUUUCUCCUGUGGUUAGCACAAAAGCAUACUGCUUUUGGUGACCAGCAUUUAGCAGAUACUAUACUUGGUUCUGGAAAGUUACUGAUAUGUCAGUGAUGGGUGGUACCCCUGAAUUAAUUUUCAGGUGUACAUCCUUUUGGCAUUUAAGAGAUCACUUACCGAUGAUCAGUGAUGCCUACCAUAUUCCCAAACUAUCUUCCAGUUCCGAUCCUUUUAGGCCACAAUCAUGUAGUUUCAUUUGCAUCCUGUGUGGCAUAAGCACAUAGUUCAUUCCCAUUCUUUUUCCCAUAAUCAUGUGGUUUCACGUUGAAAUUUGCUAAAAGAGAUUUCUGGGGUUAACCACCAUUGGAAACUGUUCCAGUUAAAUAUGUCCUUGUACCUUAAUUACAGUUUUCAUUUAGUCAGAAUAGGUCAAACCUUUUUUUAAUAGUAUUUUGUUCCUUUCUCUUAUUUCUGUUGAAACGUGCAGCUAAUUUGUUUUGUUAAUCCUGAUUAAGAUAUCAUAAUAAUCCUGCCUCUCAGAACUUAAGAAUAUAAGCAUGCCAGGAAUUCUGUAUUUACCACAUGGAUUGAAGUUGCAAAUUUAAGUGGCCCGUUAUUUUGUGUUCAUGAGUUUAUUUUUUACUAGGCUAGUUAAAUGGGCUAGUUAUUUUUAGUCUGAAGCUUGUAACGCUAUGUAUUGGUACUGCAUCUUAUCAUUAGAACUGAGUACUCUUUUUAAUGCUCAGUGAGUGCAAGGUCAAAUUUUUCUUCAAUCGAUGUUAGAUGUAUCUGCAAGCGCUGGUGCGGAACAUCCAUGGUUGAUUUUUUUACCAUCGACAGGCCUUUGUACAUAAGUUUCCUUUUAGUGAUGUAGCCUUUCACGUUAGAAAUACAUUUUCAUCCUAGUGACAUUAAGCUUUCAUCAUUGUCUUGUCCUAAAUGAGAAUCCUAGUGUCCAUGACAUAAUUACUUGUGUAGCAAAACCAAUUGUUUUGCUGCCUUAUAUGCAUGGGCAAACUUUUAAGUGGAAUGCUUCUCCAUGAUGGGGAAGCUACUAGGCUGUGGGUCUUGUAGUUGGCUGAUAUGUUGACAUGACUAAUUGUUGAUUGGGAACUUUUUGUGGAGGAUAUCAUGACCGAAAGUGGACAAAUUCUUGAUCCUGUUUGUUUUGGAUAUUGAGAGCACAUAUUUAGGGUGUGCGUAACGGGUGCCAUUUGCAGUGGAGCUAAGGUUGUGAUGCUGACUUGCUUCGGGCCUUGAGAGUAGUUAUAUUUGGCCGCCAACCUCGUUGUGUUGAACAUCUCUAAUAAAGUCUUGUCCAUUCUGACAAACUUUUAUCAGGAAAUGGUGCAGAAGCCUUCUGCAAAUCCAGAUUCCACAGACCCUGAGAUGGAUAGGAUCUUCUUCCUGUCCAGUCAAGCCCAAGCCCAAGCCCCCCAACACCCCCCAAAAACACCCUUCCUCUCUCUCUCUCUCUCUCUAACACACACACACACACACACACAGAUAUGCAUGCAUUUAAAAUUUUAUUGACAGAAUAGUACUUGCUCUCCUCUGUCUAUUUGUAAACUCUAAAGAUGUGGAUUCAAACUGUGAAGUUUAUGAGAGCUGGGGUGUAAUUAUUUCAACUGUCUGAUUUUAAGUCUAUUUUAUUGGC